AUGAAUUUUAAUCUUGAUGAUCCAUUAGCAGGAAUUUUGAGUGACGGUAGUGAUGAUAGCUUCUUUGAUGAUGAUAUACUAGGAAAGAAAAAGCCUCAAAAGAAAAGUAACACUCCUAUUGCAGCGAAGAAGACAGCUUUGUUUAAUUUAGAUGAAACAAAGACACAGGAGGGUAAUGCCAUCAUUGAUGAUAAAAAAUUAGUCGGAGAUAAAACUCUUAAGAAAGAACCAACAUUUGAUUUAGCUAAAAAUGACUCUUUAAAAGCUGCCACUUCGACGUCAUUUAAACAGUCUAUUACGAAGGAGUCUAUCUUUCAGCAAAGUGAUGCCAAAAAUAAACCAACUUCUAAUAAAUUGGAACCUAAAUCUCCUGCAAAACUUAGUACGAGUGUUGAUAAGUUAAAUUUUUUAAACGAUUUAAGUGGAGAUGUAAAAAAAGAAACCGUGAAACCUCAGGAUAAAAGCAAAGGUUCCCAAUCUUUAUUAGACGAUAUAUUGGGAGCGCCGUCUACCAAAGGAGUUUCCAGUCAACCUACAAGAUCAACAGCAAGUAAAAAUCAGGAUUUUGAUAUAGAUUCUUUUCUGGGUAAUUCAGAAUCCAAGCAAACAGUACCAUUAAACAAAACCGUUGUACAAAAACCUUCAGUCAAAACUGAUACGCCUAAAGAAUCGUCUAAUAUUCAGCAUAAAAAAACAAAAUCUAAUGAUGAUUGGCUAGGAAUAUUUCAAGACGACGAUAACAAUAAUGACAUGGACGAGCAAGAUGAUGACGUUCCGGCUUGGCUUGGAGGAGCUUCGAGUAGAAAGAAAAAAAAUAUGAAAGAAUCAAAACCGGAAAAGCAGAAUAUAGUUGCAGAAGAACCUAAGCCAAAUGUAGAAGUUGUUGAAGAGUCUCAACAAAAUAAAAUUCUAGAAACAAAUAUAGACCAAGUUAAAAAAAAUACAGAGAUUUUGAAUUUACCAUCGUUAGAUACUAAAGAAGAUUUAACUAUGGAAGGAGCUGCUCUUUACUUACAGCAACAAGAAUCACAGCUAAUGGUAGCUUUGCAAUUAAAAGCGCAAGAUGAAAAACUAGCCGCCAUGCAAAUGCGUCAAAAAGAAAGUCAAAGAGUUCAACGUGAAGCAGUACUGGCUCAGCACGAGCAGCUCGACGCCAUGUUGCGUCGUCAGUCGGAGAACAGACAGCAGAUGCAAGCCAUCAUAAGUGCGCACCAGGAGAGAAUCACACAAAGGAUAAAGGCUUUAUUAGGUGAUACGAAUAUUGAAAAUGAAGAAGAACACGGAUUGACAAAUGAUUAUGAAGAAGCAGAACGGAAAGAAACACCAUUCACAAGAGAAAGGAAGCAGUUGUUGCAACUUGUGCAAUCCUUACAGGAAAAUCACGACAAAGAGAUCGAUCUAAUGGAGACUUCUUAUAGACGUCAGCUCGCUUUUCUAGAAGUAUCGUUCAUGCAAGCAGAAGAGAGAAUGAAAGAAGAAAGUGAAAAAUUAGUCAAGUUUUAUAUGGAAAAGAUCAGUUGGUUGAACGACCACCAUCAGUUAUACAAGAAAAUGUCGGAAGAGAACUUAAGUUCCUUAAUAGAAAGACAUAAGGCUGAAAAUGAUAUGUUGAGAGAACAACAUUUGGAAAAUAUCAAAAUAUUGCAAGAACACCAUGCUGCGUUGAUGGAAAACGUUAAAAAUGCGGUAAAGCAAGAGCAAAUACUUAUUAAAGAUUCAGCUAGUUUCUCGUCAGAUCUACAACAGUUAUUGACAAAUGUCAAAGAAGGUAAUGAGAGAUGUGACCAACUUUAUGAGAAAGUUGAACUGUUGAGUCAAAAUACACAAAAGGACACCGAAAAAAGUAUGCAGAUAAGAGAAUCGCAAAUAACAGGUAUGCUCGAACAGUUGAAAAAAGAUAAGGUGAAUUUUGAAAACGAGAAGUCGGAGAGUAAGGAGAUGGUCAAUAUGUUGGAAGCACGGCUUAAGCAAAUGACGUCAAUGAUUGAAGAAGAAUCUGCUUCGUUGAGGCAGAAGAAAAUGGAGUUUGAAUUCGAAAAAGCGACGUUCAACAAACAGACAGAGUUUGCCAAAAAUAUAUUAAAGAAACAAGAUGAAGAAAUUAAGAUGUUAAAAGAGGAUAUUCAGAAGGAAUACUAUGAGAAGAAAACGAGAAUAGAUGAGGAAAAAGCGAAAACGUUAAAAGAUAGCGCCCUCGUCGCUAAAGAGAAAGCUUCUAUACAAAGUUUAAAAAUGGAACUUGAGAAAACGAAAGCAGAACUGAAUGCGCAAUUAGAAGAGGUGGCGGAAGAAAGGUCGAAGUUAAAUGCGGAGAAACAAGAGUUACAUAUUGAAGAGCAAAGAGUUUUAUCAAAGAGUAGAGAUCUAGAUAUAUUAGCCAAGACGGCAAUGGAUAAACAAUCGCAAGCCGACAAAAAGUCCUCGGAAGCUGAUUUCUUACAAAAGAAAUACGAAGAUAGAAUAAGUAGGAUACAAGAGCACGUAGUGUCGUUGAAUUGUAGGGAAAAGCAAAUAGCAAAGGAAAAAGUUGCUCUGUCUAGAGAGAGACUGAGUUUGCACAAUGAAAGGAAAGAAUUGGAAGGAAAACAGUGUUCGUUAUGUAAAAACAGUCAAUUUACCCAAAAUUCUAAUUUUACGCCGGUUUCAAGGAAUUAUGGCUUCCAAGCAUACCCGGUGUCAAGGGAUUAUGGCGUUUAUAAUUCUAUGAGUAAUGUGGAAGCCGAAAUUAAUCAGUUGAUGGGAAGAGUCAGGGAAGAGAGAGAAGUAAGGGAAGAUUUGGAAGAUAUAGGCCAAGUGCAAGAAGCUAGUAGUUUUAAGGAUUACAUGGAUCCCAAGUUUAUGAUGUUACGAUUGGAUGUCCAACAAGUUAUAAGCAAUUUGGAUCUCACUAAAAAAGAUGCAGUGGAUAGAAAUGAGCAGCAAGAA
Molecule: messenger RNA, 2925 nt
Organism: Brenthis ino (lesser marbled fritillary)
Lineage: Eukaryota; Metazoa; Arthropoda; Insecta; Lepidoptera; Nymphalidae
Source: the annotation of a GenBank genome assembly